Messenger RNA from Acanthopagrus latus (yellowfin seabream), 909 nucleotides. RefSeq names its product family with sequence similarity 221 member A (gene fam221a). The coding region runs from base 123 to 800 and encodes 225 amino acids. The transcript has 6 exons. Lineage: Eukaryota; Metazoa; Chordata; Actinopteri; Spariformes; Sparidae. The record is from RefSeq and is a predicted model, not a curated record.
CCUCGGUGGUUGAAGCAGGAAUAACGAGCCCCGGAGAAGCGGGACGCGGCGCCCGUGAGCUCCAGCUGCUACCUCUGGCUGACACUGAAUGAUGCUUGUUGUUUGGCAGCCCCGGGCUGUCGAUGCUGUCCCCGGGGAUUGUUGGUGAUGAUGAUGGAGGAAGACUUUUCACUCCAGAGCAAUAUGAGGAGUACAAGAGGAAGGUGCUCCCUCUACGGGUGAAAAACAGGCUGUACGUGAGCUUUGGGGUGCCGGGAGCUAUCGACUGCAAACUCAUCGGUCCUGAGACACAGUGCUUCUGCACACAUAGGUACAAACAACACAAGACAGACUUUGAAGUGGUUCCCUCUGAGAGACCCCUCGCCCUGCCAUGCCGGGUCAGAGGAUGUCAUUGUCCUGCCUAUAAGUAUGUUUCCAGGAUUGGGCCAAACCCUGUCCGCUGCAGGUGUAAACACCUGCCUCAGGAUCACAGUGAAGCUACUGGACACCUCUGCAAAAAGUGCAGUUUCUGUUCUGGGUUCCAGAGUCCCUUUACCUGUGGCUGUGGCCAGCCCAGCUCUGCACACCAGACCCUGGUUGAGACAAAACUAGAGCGGGAGGCUCGAGGUCGGCCCUCAGGCAGAGAUGUCCCUUAUGCAGCCAUGGGGGGGCUGACAGGGUUCACCUCCUUACUGGAUGGUUAUCUGGCUUUGGAAGCCAGUAGCUCAGAUCAAGUCAGAGACGAUGGCUGCCAGCAGAGAUGCACAGCGUCAGGGAUCAGAGGAGCGUCUCCGGAAGCUUCCAGCUCUUAUUUAUUGUGAGAGAGAGAGAGAAGACGUAGAGAUGCUCCUAAAGGUCCGUCUGUCAAACUGCCCAUUACAUAUUGGACAAUUCAGAUUCAUCAAAUAAAAUCUUUAAUCUUGUCAAAAG